Molecule: messenger RNA, 343 nt
Organism: Chiroxiphia lanceolata (lance-tailed manakin)
Lineage: Eukaryota; Metazoa; Chordata; Aves; Passeriformes; Pipridae
Product: feather keratin Cos1-2-like
Exons: 2
Coding region: 44-343 (99 amino acids)
Cellular component (GO): intermediate filament
Molecular function (GO): structural constituent of cytoskeleton
Source: RefSeq, a predicted model, not a curated record
CCUCCUUCUCCUCAGGAAUCAGGUGCCCCUGUGAGCCAGAGACAUGUCGUGCUGCCAGCCCUGCAACCCUUGCUGCCAGCCCUGCGGCCCGACCCCGCUGGCCAACAGCUGCAAUGAGUGCUGUGUCAGGCAGUGCCAGGACUCCGUCGUUGCCAUCCAGCCCUCUGCUGUGGUGGUGACCCUGCCCGGGCCCAUCCUCAGCUCCUUCCCACAGAACACCGUGGUGGGAUCCUCCACCUCCGCUGCCGUUGGCAGCAUCCUCAGCUGUGACGGAGUGCCCAUCAACUCCGGGGCCUUUGACCUCUCCUGCAUCACCAACCGCUACAGGUGUCGGCCCUGCUAA